CAGGGCGAGGUGUCAUCCUGAAGAGUUGUCCUCCAAAGUCAGAAGGCUGGAAAACCAAACCAAACGCCAUCGUUCUUCCAAGAGAGAGCAUCAAUUCUAACCCAAGGUUGUUUGGGACAAGUUUUUUUUUCCAUUCAAAUCUGAGUGUAUAAUUAUAAAGCAUGGGUGAUAAUUCUGCAACGCGGUCGUUGCUGUCAGGGCUAUUAGAUCCUUCAUAUCAUGCACAAAAUCACUCUGAUAGCAAAAAAAGAAGGUUUCGCCGUUGUCGAACCAUCCCUUCAUUAGACCUUGGUGUAGAGCCUCACAAGGAUAACAACUUGUUUCCCGGCUCCAACUUCAUAUUAAGUAAACUCCGACCGAGCUUUAAGCAAGUAGCGCUUUUCUUAGUUCUCUAUCUAGGAGCCGGCGUCACUUGUUUCUACAUUGUGAGGAAUCAAAUCAAGGGAGACAAAACAAAUGGAGUCCUUGAUGCAUUAUAUUUCUGCGUCGUCACAAUGACCACAGUCGGCUAUGGUGAUCUCGUUCCCGAUAGUGUCGCCGCAAAACUUUUAGCUUGUGUGUUUGUCUUCACCGGCAUGGCAAUUGUCGCCCUCUUUAUCAGUCAAGCUGCUGAUUACAUUGUCGAAAAGCAAGAGAUUUUGCUUGUCAAAGCAGUGAACCACAGUAACAAGGUCGGUGAGGCGCAUAUGCUUAGAGAGAUUGAGAUUAACAGGUCAAAGUACAAGUUCAUAAUGACUACCUUGUCUCUCCUGGUUCUCAUAACUAUUGGGACUCUGUUCUUGUUGAAGAUUGAAGGAUUAAGUCUUGUGGAUUCUUUCUAUUGUGUUUGUUCGACGAUUACAACUCUGGGUUACGGAGACAAAAGCUUCUCAACUGAAGGCGGUCGAAUCUUUGCCGUGUUCUGGAUACUGACUAGUACUAUAUUUGUGGCUCAAUUUUUUCUCUACCUCGCGGAACUAAGAACAGAGCAACGACAGAAGUUGCUUGCGAAGUGGGUACUCACCCGGAGGAUGACAUUUGUAGAUCUUGCAGCAGCUGACCUCGAUGAGGAUGGCGCUCUCGGAGCAGCUGAGUUCAUCAUAUAUAAGCUCAAAGAGUUGGGGAAGAUCAGCCAAGAAGACAUAGCGGUCGUGAUGGAGGAGUUCGAGGAUCUUGAUGUCGAUCAGUCGGGCAAAAUAUCAGCAACUGAUCUGAUCAAUGCUCAAGGUUAUCCAUGAGGAAACUCGGCAUCGACACGGGUGAAUAAUGUGCAUUAUUUUUGCUAACUAUUUGAUGUAACUAAGGUGUUGUGAUUUUGUGCACAUAGAUAGAGAGCUGGCAGAGACAAGAAUACUUAUUUCUCUUUUCACUUGAAGUUUGCUAAUGAGAAUUUUCCUAGCUGAGGAGUGAAUAU
Messenger RNA from Dioscorea cayenensis subsp. rotundata (Guinea yam), 1393 nucleotides. RefSeq names its product two pore potassium channel a-like. Gene Ontology annotation, cellular component: plant-type vacuole membrane. Bases 162 to 1217 code for a protein of 351 amino acids. Gene Ontology annotation, molecular function: potassium ion leak channel activity; calcium ion binding. The transcript is spliced from 3 exons. Gene Ontology annotation, biological process: stabilization of membrane potential; potassium ion transmembrane transport. Lineage: Eukaryota; Viridiplantae; Streptophyta; Magnoliopsida; Dioscoreales; Dioscoreaceae. The record is from RefSeq and is a predicted model, not a curated record.